Messenger RNA from Bactrocera tryoni, 1890 nucleotides. RefSeq names its product epsilon-sarcoglycan (gene Scgalpha). The transcript is spliced from 5 exons. Bases 272 to 1606 code for a protein of 444 amino acids. Gene Ontology annotation, cellular component: sarcoglycan complex; membrane. NCBI's taxonomy places the organism in Eukaryota, Metazoa, Arthropoda, Insecta, Diptera, Tephritidae. Gene Ontology annotation, molecular function: calcium ion binding. The record is from RefSeq and is a predicted model, not a curated record.
AGCGUUCUUGUCAUAUACACAACUAAUGGAAUUUUCAAUAUUUUCAUUGUGAACUUUUCGACCUCAUCUUCAAUAUUUGGCUGCUGAGUGGAAAAUUUGUUGCAAAAAAUAUUGAUAAGCAACUAUUGCUAAGUGAAGUUGUUUCUUAUAUAUGUACAUUUUAACUGAGUUUUAACGAAAUCCAGUAAAAAUAGAAUAUUGCGACAGCAAUAGUUUGAAAUGUUUUAAACAAGAACUUUGAAAAAUCAAUUUUUUACUAUUGCAGCCAUCGAUGUUCAACAUGCUUAGAGAACAUUUAUUUUUAUCUACGCCCAUAGUGGGGCUAAUGCUGCUGUUGGCUUGUUGCCACACAUCCGCUGGCAUGGAACAGGCAGCUGUGGGUGAAUUAUUCUCCUAUAAAAUUGAACCUUUGCUCUUCAAUUGGACGCAUCAGGUUAUCAGCGAACAAUUUCGUUAUCGAGUCUCAUUGGAGGGCUACGCAGAUUUACCAUCAUGGCUGCGCUACAAAUAUAGUCAUGAAUAUCAUGCUGGUUUUCUUUAUGGCACACCAACUGAGCGCUUGGCAGAUAAAACCGUGCAUUUGGAUAUUGUAGCAUUGAAUAAGCAAAAUUAUGAGACGCGCGAGGUUAAGUUGUCUAUAUUUGUGGCACAAAAAUUGCCGUCGCUAAAUAUAAUUCAAAUGAAAAUUGACAAUUUGAAUUGGGUGCAUUUGAUGGAUCCGGGACGUGUAGAGAAUUUGCGAAAUAUAUUCCGAAAAGAUUUGUGGCCAGAAAGUGAAAAUGAUUUGUGUAUAGUUUUCAUGGAAUCGGCGGUAAAUAUGGGCGGGCGUUUACCACUGCGACCACAGCAGCGAGAGGGUGUUGUUGUGCAUCUUGGCAGCUCUGCCCAAUUUUCUCCACGCAUCAAAGAAUUGCAAGAGGAGGUACGGCCACUUUAUAAGCUGACCACUUGCACCUAUAAACGCACAUCUGUGCAAAAGGUAUUCGAAAAUGCCGGAUUUAAAUUGGAUUGGUGUGCCUUUAAGACAGUAGGCGCUGAUAUAUCGCCAGAAAUACUCUUUCACAAUUACGGACACAAAAGUCAUCAUGAGAAUUUCAAACGCAAUGACCGUUGGUUGGGCGUUGCACGUGAAGAUGUGCCAGAUCGCAAUUAUAUAGAUGAGUUUGCUUUUGCUUUCGCCAUUCCUGGUAUGAUUUUCGCCGUACUUUUGGGUAUCUUGUCAGCGGCACUUUGUUUUCAACAUGAAAAAUUAAAUGAUCGAAACUCUGAGUUUUUCUUUGAGAAUAUUUUUCAUAUUUGUGAAGAGUCAUGCGAAAAGGAAAACGUUUAUGACUCCGACGAAGAGGGAAGUAAAAUGUCAUCAGCAUAUCAGCCUGCAACCUCAACUGUGCAAAUGGUGCAAUGUUCAGAUAGCAACACAGAUCAGCCAGUCACGACUCUUAAGAGCUUGAAGGAUCCCAAUUGCUUGUUGGAUAAUAUUAGCAUGCGCUCACAUAGCCCCAAUAAUAGCUACUAUCAAACAGACAGUGCAUCCAACACAUACCUACGCCCAAAGCCUCCACCAUACAAGGGUGGCACUUUAAAUCGUAAUGGCGUCGAUAUAUGACAAUCAACCCCAAGGAUAUUAUAUUGCUAAGCGGUGAAGAAGAAAUGUUUGAGAACUUCCACGUAAUGGAGGCAAAUUAAAUUAUUCGUAAACAUUAGAACCAUAUCAAUUUAUGUACUUACAAUAAUCUGCUUAAUAUCUCUUCCAAUACGAAGACCAAUGAAACAUAUGAUACUCUUACCAGUAGUUUGAGGAAAGUACUAAACAGAUAUUUCACUGUAGAAGUAGUUGUACAACGAAUAUUAAACACAAAAAUUAGCACAAUAAAUGUUAUUUUAGAAUAA